GCUCAGCAAAGUUCUGGUUCUGUUCGUCAAGUUCCUCACCAAUAGCAUCACUGUGUAGCUUUAUUCUAUUUAUGUUUGGUUUGAUUGCUUCAUAUGCUUUAUCUUUGUAUUCAUCAUCUUUGGCAUAAGCAAGCUCAUUUCUUUGUAUUUCAUUUUGCUCUUUUGUCAGCUCAUGGUUGACUACGGCUUCUUGGAUCUUAUCUUCAGUCCCUCUAGUAUCAAUAGCAUAGUUAUUAGCGUUCUUUGGUUUUCUUUUGAAUCAGCUCUUGACAUACCCCCAGAAGGACUCGUAAUGAUGUUAAACAAAAUGAGCUUUCAUCAAAUUGUAACCAGUAAUAUUAUACACAAGUCUACAUCAUGGCAACCACUGAAGCUUACGUUGGUGCUGCUCUUUGUCUUCGUGACCAAGUUGUCUGAGUUUAACUUCUUCGUGGGCCUUAAUGACUGCAGCUCCACUUUUGAACACUUAACUGUUUGGCGCUGCUGCUGGAGGUAUGUCGGCUGCUUUGAGAGUGGCCUACAUCUGGCUUUCUUGGAAGUCUUUGCUUUGCUGUUGCCUGCUAUCUCCUCUGGAGUUGUGGCUGCUGGAGACUUUGUGUUCAAGCCUGCUGAUGCUCUUCUGCAUUGCCCGGAAUUUAUGUUCGCACUUCAGAAUGCCUUUAUAGAUUUUGCGUCUGAACAUGAAUGAUGAGUAGAAGCUGAUGAGAACACCGAAGCAGACUUCGAAGAGUUCGAAAAUACCACCAAGAAUUCCAGUGACUUUGAGGAAGUUGAGGACUCUUCUGCGAUAUUGGCCAAUCAAACUGUUUUAAGAAAUGUAUAA
This is a messenger RNA of Moneuplotes crassus, 823 nucleotides long. The record is from the annotation of a GenBank genome assembly. NCBI's taxonomy places the organism in Eukaryota, Ciliophora, Spirotrichea, Euplotida, Euplotidae.